Molecule: messenger RNA, 1504 nt
Organism: Podarcis muralis (Common wall lizard)
Lineage: Eukaryota; Metazoa; Chordata; Lepidosauria; Squamata; Lacertidae
Gene: HES4
Product: hes family bHLH transcription factor 4
Biological process (GO): regulation of DNA-templated transcription
Molecular function (GO): protein dimerization activity; DNA binding
Source: RefSeq, a predicted model, not a curated record
GGAGGGGGAGUUUCCUCGGAGCCUGCCAAGCCAGCAGCGGCUCUGCAGCAGCACAAGCGCGGCGGAAGAGCGACUAGCCAGGCGCGCAGGCAGCCGCGCGCUACGUCUCCCCUUCGCCGCGCGCGCGUUGACGCCUGAUUGCAAACACAGACUUUACUCGACCCCCCGCCACCCUUUUCCUUGGUCUUUUGGCCAGCAAACUCUUAAGCUGGGAUAAGUAACCAUUGCACCGACAGCAGCAACCUUAAAUACAUUGGCUACCAACAUCGGAUGUACAGUUUUGUUUUGCUUUUUAAAAACAGUUGAUCCAGUCUCCCGCCCCUACUGUAAUACUUCCAGCGCUGUUUUGCGACGUCCCCCGAUUUUUGUUGUUUUUUUCAUUUCUGCAUUAAAAUCAAGAAACUGCAAAAAUGCCGGCUGAUACUAUGGAGAAGCCUACUGCCUCCCCGAUUGCGGGGGCCCCGGCCAGUGCCAGCCAGACCCCCGAUAAACCCAAGAGCGCCAGCGAACACAGAAAGUCUUCCAAACCAAUCAUGGAGAAACGACGCCGUGCCAGGAUUAAUGAAAGCUUGGGCCAGCUCAAGACUCUCAUUCUGGAUGCUCUGAAGAAAGAUAGCUCCCGGCACUCAAAGCUGGAGAAAGCAGAUAUUCUGGAAAUGACAGUAAAGCACCUGCGGAACCUGCAAAGGGCUCAGAUGACAGCCCUGAGCGCUGAUCCUACCGUCCUAGGCAAAUACCGGGCAGGAUUUAACGAGUGCAUGAACGAAGUGACCCGCUUCCUCUCCACCUGCGAAGGAGUCAACACAGAUGUCCGUGGCCGGCUGCUGGGCCACCUCUCCACCUGCCUGAGUCAGAUCAUGGCCAUGAAUUACCCUGCGCCCCCACCGCCCCCACCACCUCCAGCUGCAAGUGGACAGCCUGCCCAUCUGGCUCAACCUCUGCAUGUCCAGUUGCCAGGACCUGCUGGAGGACCUGGGGGGAUGCCAGUGCCUUGCAAACUGAACCCUGCGGAAACCUUGUCUCCAAAGGUCUACGGGGGCUUUCAGCUGGUGCCGGCAACUGAGGGCCAGUUUGCUUUCCUCAUCCCGAACCCCGCCUUCCCGCCUGGCUCGGGGCCAGUGAUUCCUCUCUACGCCAACGCAAACAUGCCAGUCUCUUCCGGCAGUUCGACAGCAACUCCUUCCGUCUCCCCAGUGCAGGGGCUCACAUCCUUUGGGGGAAGCUUAGCGCCAGUCUCCCAAGCUGGUGGGGAGCGCAGUGAAGCUGUCUGGAGGCCUUGGUGAUUCUCUCCUCUGAAAACAGACACCAUCUUCUGCUCCCGCUUCCUACCCCCCACCCCUCCACAAAAGGACUUGAAUUUGGUUCCGUUGUAUGGAACCUGGACUUUGGUUUUUGUGUUAAAUGCACCCCACCCCACAAACUCCUUAUUUAUUCAUUUCCAAAGGUUGGGAAUUCAGUUUGUAUUCUUACUCUUUUUUUAAUUAAAGAAAUUGUUUAUGUGAAA